AUGUGCGAGCAUUGCGUCCAACAGUGCACAUCGCGUCGUCAUCUCUCCAACCACCGCCGUUACUGUGCUGACAACCCCAACAAGGUCAAGUCCAAGAAAGUGCGCCUAGAAGCUGAUGCGCCUGGGGGGAUUUGCCACAAGUGCAACAGGAAAUUCAAGAAGCGAAACGCGCUCUACACUGAAGAGCUAGCGUACGUGUACCACGAAGACGGCGUGGAUGACGAGGUCGAGCACAGUGAUAUCAUUGAGGAGGAGAGCGAUGAUGAUUUCUACGUAGAUAAUGAUGAUGCGGUCGACGCUGAGAGCGACGACGAAAGUGAGGACGCAAGCGAAGAAGAAGUCGAGGAAGAGGAGGGUGGGGAGGUGGGAGAAGCAGAAAGCGCGGAGGAGAGCGAGUGGGAGAGUGAGGCGGAGAGUGCACAGGACAACUGCAUUCGCAGGAAAACAAUAUGCCGCAUUAGCACCAAGUUGCACAUCCACAUCCACAACUUCCAUCGACUUCCUCGUCGGCUUCACGUAGAUUCGAGGUGUAGCUUUAGAAACGACAAGUACAAAAUUGCUGGAGCCGUCGAAGGAUGGAGUCUCAACGAGCAGUUGCUGUCGGCGCAAAGCUGUCGCGCGCCGUCGAAGCCUGCUGCUAGCGGUAGAUGUUUCAUGGAAUGCAGCACCCGACACGCUCUCCAUUCGACAACAAACUUGAAGUUGACCAAGCAAAGACCCCAUUAG
Molecule: messenger RNA, 726 nt
Organism: Phytophthora infestans T30-4
Lineage: Eukaryota; Oomycota; Peronosporomycetes; Peronosporales; Peronosporaceae
Exons: 4
Coding region: 1-726 (241 amino acids)
Source: RefSeq, a predicted model, not a curated record